Molecule: messenger RNA, 3624 nt
Organism: Rhizophagus irregularis DAOM 181602=DAOM 197198
Lineage: Eukaryota; Fungi; Glomeromycota; Glomeromycetes; Glomerales; Glomeraceae
Molecular function (GO): GTP binding
Source: RefSeq, a predicted model, not a curated record
AUGUCCUCCAAUAAAAAAACUUCUCGUACUUUAAAAUGGAAAAAUAUAUUGAGAAAAAAUCCUCAAGAUUAUUUAAAUGAAAAAGAAAAAAUAAGUAAAAUAGAUUUAAGAAAGGAGAAUAUUCGUAAUAAAUUAAAUGUGAAAUCAAACCUUCAUGGCCCUUUAAAAAUAGAAAAUUUUACGAAAUUAAAAAGUAUUUAUUUAGAAAAGCUUAAGUUAACCGAUUUGGAAAUAAUUAAUUGUCCUCAACUUACUAAGAUUGACUUAUCUGAGCUUAGUAAACUUAAAAGUUUAUUUGUAAGUAAUUGUUCAAGAUUAACUAAGCUUGAUAUCUCUCAUAGUCAAUUAAUUGAAUUGACUGAUUUAGACGUUAGUAAUCUUAUUGAGCUCAAUUGUUCAAACACCUCAAUUAAAAGAUUAAGCCUUAAUCUUUGUCCGAAUAUUAUCAAACUCAUUUGUUCUAAUAAUAACAAACUAGAUAAUUUAGAUAUAAGUAAUUGUCUUAAAUUAGGAUAUCUUGAUUGUUCUAAUAAUAGUAAAUUAACUAGUCUUGAUAUAAGCAGCUGCCCUAAAGAUAUUGAACUUAUUAAACCAACUGACUUGAAAGUUAUUGAAAAAGAAGAAAAAAUAGUGAAAAUUAAGAAUAUAUUAAUAAUUGGUUGUACUGGUAGUGGUAAAUCCACAUUAGCUAGUGUACUAACUGAAACUGAAGGUUUCAAAGAAAGUGAAUACGGAGUUAGCAAGACUAAACAUUUUAAAAAAGGAGUUUUCGAAUGGAAAGGAACAAAAUAUCGAGUGAUUGAUACCACUGGAGUUGGAAGCACUGGGCUAUCUACAAAGAAAGUUUCAAAUAGAAUAGCAGAAGGAAUCUUUUCGGUACCAUUAUCAGAAGGGAUAAACCAAGUUUUACUUGUGGUUGGUAAAAAUUUCACAGAUGAAAUAAACACGUUGAGACUAUUUGAAAGCGAUAUUUUUAAAUGUACUACUAUUGUGAGAACUAAAUUUAGUAACUUUAAAAAUCAAGACAUAUGCGAAAAGGAUAAAGAGAAACUGUGUGAGGAAAGCGAAAUAAAUGCCAAAAUAAUUAAAUCAUGUAAAGGUAUCAUUUAUGUAGACAAUCCUCCGAUAAAUAUUCUUGAAUAUGAUGAUGAUGAUGAUAAUGAUGAUAAAGAGGUUAUUAUUAGGAUUAACAAAGGAACGAGAAAGAAGUCAAGAACUAUACUGUUAGAUCAUUUGGAGAAAGUAUGUCAAGAAGAAGUACUACAUAUGGAAUAUGAUGCUUCAACAAAUGCUACUGGAGCGAUUCAACCUCCAAAUAGUGAUACAGAGAUAACGGAUGACGAUAAUACUUAUGUUGAUUAUAGUACAGAUGAUGAGAAUACUCGUCCUGAUCAUUUUACGUCAUUACCAUCGUUACCACAACCUAUAACUAUUAAUCAUCGAGAGCUACAACCUUAUCAUAUUACAAAAAUAGCAAUAAAAGGGUUAAAAUUUAUAGAAUCUGAUCAACAAGUGAUUGAACAUUUAAAAUUGAAUCAUGGCUUACUAUUGGAUGGUCAGCCUAGUAAACAAGCUAUUUUUGUGAAAAAUGGUGAAUUAAGUAUAAGUUUAUAUAAUGGACAACCGAUAGUAUAUACUGAGAUAAAUAAAUCAACCGAACUGUGUAUUAAUUUUCCGAUUGCUGAAGUUGCUUAUAAAGGUGGUUUGUUGAAAUCUUUUUCAAAAUAUGAUAAUAAUGAUGAAAAUUUAUAUGAUCUAUAUGGUCAUUUCUUUACAAGAAAAACUUUAAUUGGUGGUAAAUUAUUUUUAAAAAGUCUAAAUUUAGUUACUUCAACACAAAUGAAUAUGUUAAAAUAUUAUUUAUUUUAUGUAUAUAAUUUGGUUAAAUGUUCUAUAAAAGUUGAAUUUAAUAAUUUAUUUACUCUGAACCUUCUACCAAAAAUAGUAACAAUUGAUGGGGAAGAAUUAAAUACUCAUGAAGAAUUUUAUGAAUGGAUAAAUAAUUUGUAUCAAAAGCAUCAAGAAAAAUUAGUCUAUAUAAUUUCUUAUAACAAUCUAAUUCCCAUUUCUCAAUUAAGAAACAGUAAACCAGAUGAUUCUGAGACUUGUGAUGAAAGACAACCUGGAAUUGUCGACAAAGAAAAAUUAAUCUUAGAAGAUUGGGUCGGAAAUGCGGCGUAUGAUAAUCUAAUUUGUUGGACUAAAGAUUUUAAUUUAUUCCAUGGAUUAAUGACUAAUCAAAAUUAUGAAAUGGAAAUUAGCAAGAAGAUUGCCAUGAAUUUUAUCAAAAUUCCUAAAGUCAAUUUAAGUGAUAAAUUUUAUUUGAAAAUGAUCAGACCAUCAACAAAAUUGGAAGUUGGCUUGAUUUCCAGUAAUAUUUUUCCAAUUGAAAAUUUAGGUUCCUUUCCAUUUAUUAAAAUUGACGGUGAGAGUUAUGAAGGUUUUGAUUACAUUCUAGUUAAAUCUGAACGUUACGAAAUUCUUUUAGAUAUAGAUAAUAUAAAACCAACAAAAGAAUUUGAACAAGUCAUAGAAGAAGCACUUAACAGUAUGAAACCAUUAAAAGAUUUACAACAUAUAUUUAAUGAAUAUGGUCACUUAUUUUCACGAAGGAUUAUUUUAGGAAGAUCUUUAAAAAUUAUUUUACCAAAUUCUUCAGAUAAUACGUUUGAAAAUGUUAAUGAUGUUGAUGAAAUACUUAAAUCGCUAAAUGAUUUAAAUGUUUCGUAUCUUUUAACACAAAAUGGAGAAAACGUUGAAAUAGAUAAUUUAUCUUAUUGGAUAGAAGAUAUGGAUGAUAAUUUGGAGGUUAUUGAAUUUGAUAAUAAUAUUCCUCUUUAUAAAAUUCUUAAAGAAGAACAACAAAAAAAAAUAGGUAAUAUUUUAGAUAAAUUUAAUGAUUUCCAAAAUUCCCGAAUUAUAAUGACAGGAAUUACUGAUUUGAAAGAUUUGGAAUAUUUGAAAGACGAAUUUAAAGGUGAUUUAGUUAACGUUUUCCAUUACAAACGUAUUAAUUUAGAAUCAUCGUUGAAAAAUGAAAAUUAUAAAGUAUGUGGAUCAAUCAUUUCAGAAAAUAACGCAAAAUUAGAAGAAAUUCACGUUAAUUUUGGACAAUACGACGUUAAUGGAUUUUAUGCGAUAAUAAAAAAGUUGAAAGUGACAAAUAUUGAUAUAACAAAAUGUUAUAUUUCGUGGAUAAUCAUUGGAAUACCCUCACAAUUAUUGGUUUUUAGUCCAAAUAAUCGAGAAUUACAAGUUGAUUAUAUUAAAAAAUCCAUUAAAUUACAACCUAAUGAAUUUAAUUAUAAUACUAUUGAUACUUGUUUUACUUUAUAUGAAGGGUAUACUGUUUUUGCACACGCACAUCAUUCAUCAACAAAUGAACCUAAAAGUAUUAUUAAGUUAGUUAAAUGGUCACAUAAUUCUAUUAAUUUUCAAAUAUCUCAAGAUAAUUUAAAUGAUACCUCAACAGACACCGAGAAAGAUAUUAUUGAUGUAGAUUUACAUGUUUGUAUUCCGCUUACAAGUUAUAAAAGUUUAAGGAUUGAUAAUAAUAAAGAAAGUGAAUGUCUUUUAAUCGGAUAUAUUUUAACUAGGGAUAAUUUUGAUAGAAGUAUUGGGUAA